Molecule: messenger RNA, 1393 nt
Organism: Paramisgurnus dabryanus
Lineage: Eukaryota; Metazoa; Chordata; Actinopteri; Cypriniformes; Cobitidae
Gene: nxnl2
Product: nucleoredoxin like 2
Biological process (GO): visual perception; sensory perception of smell; photoreceptor cell maintenance
Source: RefSeq, a predicted model, not a curated record
UUCACUUAUAUCGCUAUGCAUUAGUGCUAUUCAUGUCUUAAACGUACAGAAGACACUCUGUAAGACAUUUAACGGGAUCCUAACAGUAAUUAAGCCAUUUAAAUCCCGACCCCCGCUCACCUGUGAUCUUCAACUAUGGUAGAUGUGUUUGUAGGACGAACACUCGUGAAUAAAGAGCGAGAUCUGGUGGAUCCAGAGGAAGCUCUCAGAAAUAAAGUGGUCGGGCUGUAUUUCUCCGCCGGAUGGUGUCCACCCUGUCGGGAUUUUACACCUCUACUGUGUGAUUUCUACACGGAGCUCGUGGAGGAGAGAGAACCGCCUGCGCAGUUUGAAAUCGUGUUUAUAUCGUCGGAUAAAUCCACUGAAGAUAUGGUGGAGUAUUAUAUUGACAUGCACGGGGACUGGCUGGCAUUGCCCUGGUCAGAUCCAUAUAAACAUGAACUGAAGAAGAGAUACAACAUCACAGCUUUACCGAAGCUGGUGAUAGUGAAGGAGAAUGGACAGGUUAUCACUGACAAGGGGAGAAAACAGAUCCGGGAUCAGGGUCUUGCCUGCUUCAGGAAUUGGGUUGAGGUGGCUGAAAUCUUCCAGAAUUUUAAUGCUUAGGAAACAUGUGGACCUGGGAAUCCCUAAAGGCUUCUGAUGCUGUUUACCUUUAGACAAAAGACAGCAACUUUUUAUGCAACUUAACAUAUUUUUUACAAAGAGGUCAACCUAUUUGCUAUACUCAAUUUUGUAUGUAAUUUAUAGAGCUGCUUUAAUAGCAAUAUACAUUUUUGUAAAUCAAGGUUUGUACUUUAAGAGCAACCAAUGUUUACUGGUUUUGUUGUUAUGGUGCAUCUUCAUUUCUAUUCCUCAGAGUCUCAUUAAACUUCUCAUUUAUGAUCCUUUGAGAGUUUUUCCACAACACCCGGUUCCCUGUUAUGCUCUCCGUUGCACAACAUCAGCAAACUCAUUGCUACAGAAUGACAACACUGAUAAAUGUUUGGUCUGUAGAGAGCAAUGCUUUGGGAUCUCAUGUCACACAAGGACUACGACACUACGUUUCUAAAACAAAAGAUUAAAAUAAUCUACUUUAAUAUAUGAUUGUAAUACCUUUACUUGACAGAGCAUGCAGGUGAUAUUGCUGAAGUGAAUCCAAACAGGACAAAAUCAAUGAUCCACAAUGUAAACUUUUAUAUGUUUAGUUGUCUAUUCAUUUCUGCGGCACUAGAUGGCGCCCUGCGUUAGUUUAUUUUUUAUUUAUUACUGUCAUUUCAUUUAAUCACUUUACAUGUGCUUCUCUGAUCAAGAGCUUAGUAAAUCAUCUUUUUUAAAUAGGGGAUUUUUAUGUGCUUGAAUACACUUUAUAUUCUGAAUAUUUAUUCAAAAUAAAGCCAUGACCCUGAACUUA